Messenger RNA from Peronospora matthiolae, 3177 nucleotides. The record is from the annotation of a GenBank genome assembly. Lineage: Eukaryota; Oomycota; Peronosporomycetes; Peronosporales; Peronosporaceae.
AUGCAACUUGCACAGUUUCGAGCGCUCUGCCGCACGCCGUCCACGUCCUGUACGCGGCCGCUACCAGCGACACUGGCCCGUGCCUUGUCCAUGCAAAGUGAAGCGACCGCAAAGGUCUCGAAGGAAGAGAUGCUGCGCGCGUUUGACAAGUUCCAGAAGGACGCGGCUGCAAACACAGUGCCCUGGUUCCUUGAGAACAUGCCGCCGUCGUACUUCCGCUCCAUUGAAGAAGAAGACCGACUGCAGCACCUGAACGCCAUCACAGCGCUCAUUGGCGCCGAGCAGCCUGAAGUGCUGCUGCGCUCGCCGGACCACAAAGUGUUUUCGCACUUUCGUUCGGGUGCCAACUUUCCCGGCCGACUCGCGAACGUGCUGGAGCAGCUCCCGCAGACGGUGGACGGGGCCACGCUCGCCCGUGUCAAGAUCUUCACUGCUCUGGACGACUCGCUUGGCCUCGAUAUCUUUCGCUUUGGGCAGCAAGAGCGCUUCUUGAACCAGUCUGAAGACGAGAAGCACGCUCGUGACAACAUCCUCAAGUUUUGUGCCGAUAUCCAGGCUGGCAAGUACGCGAGCGAUGCGAGCUACCCAAACGCGGGUCCGCACUUUGAGCCGGAGGUCGUGGACGCCUUCCUUAACAAUAGCAACACCAUGUACGUGCAGUACAGCCAUCCACGUCGCCUCGCCAAGCAACUGGAGCUGUACCAGCACGUGCGUGGCACUGAAGGGGUUGCGGUGGAUGUCGAGCACAAGUGGGAGACCCGUAGCGAGGAGAACAAGUUCGUCUCGAGCGACGUCUCGCAAACCAUGCUGACCAUUGCAGCGUCGAACGUCAUUCCCAAAAGUUUCAUGCAGACGGCGGCCACGUACCUAGGUCUGUGCAACCUCAACGUGAUACGAGCCCAUUUAGAUGUUGUUCGGGACCCGGAGAGUAGCAACGGUGAUGGCCACGUAGCCAUGGUGCGGAUUCUUGUACAGCCCAGCAAAGAGGCUCUGCAGGAGAACUUUGAGUUCGAGUGGCUAAAGAUAUCUGGGAACCUCAAGUACCUCAAGUGGGUUGACGACGGACCAGUUCAUCUCACGUUGCAGCACCCUGACCUAGGUAUCUCACGGGCUGAGCUCAUCUAUGCCUACGGCAACAUGCUGCAUGGUGUCCUGGCAAAGAAAGAUCCGUUUGCGUAUUCGCUCACGCGCAUUAUGGAGACGCUGAAACAUGAGCAGCACUUGCCCUUCGCUUCGCGUACGGCGGACUUUUUUCUGCGGAAGUUCGACCCACAACAGAAGCGGCUCACGGAUGCCGAGCAAUAUGCUUUCGUUGACGAGAUCAAGGCCGAUAUCCGUCGCAACGUUGAGCAGGAGGACGCGAUCGAGCUGCUGAAUAGUAUGGCGGAUGCCGUCCGCGGCACACUGCGCACCAACAAGUUUUUGCGCGAGCGCUAUGCGCUGUCGCUCCGGAUGGACCCUGAGGUCAUGGGUUAUGGCACUGUGGGCAAGGACACGCCGUUCGGGGUCUUCUUCAUUUGUGGCCGUCGAUUCAAGGGCUUCCACGUACGUUUCCGCGACAUUGCUCGUGGUGGUCUCCGCAUGGUAUACCCCAGCUCCACGGACGCCCAUGCGCUCGAGAGUGCCCGGCAGUACAACGAGGCCUACAAUCUCGCCUUUGCCCAGCAGCUGAAGAACAAGGAUAUCCCAGAAGGUGGGUCCAAAGCUGUGGUGCUCUGUGACCCUAUCGUUGGCAAUGCCGGGGAAGUCGCUCCGCGUGACUUCAUUAUCCGCAAGAGCGUCAAAGCUUUCUCGGAUGCGCUACUUGACCUGAAUACCACGGACGAAGCUGUGAAGGAGAAGAUCGUGGAUUACUACGGGAAGGACGAGCUCAUUUACUUGGGCCCGGACGAGAACAUCAUCCCUGAGGACAUUGUCUGGAUGACGAAGCGUGCUGCCCAUCGCGACUACCCAGUCCCGCGCGCCUUCAUCAGCUCAAAACCCGACGCUGGUUUCAACCACAAAGUGUAUGGAGUUACCAGUGAGGGCGUCGCUGUCUUUGCAGAUGUCGCUCUACGUUCGCAGAACAUUGACCCGACCAAGCAGCCUUUCACCGUAAAGAUCACGGGCGGCACUGACGGCGACGUGGCUGGAAACGUCAUUAAGAUCCUCCACCGUGAGUACGGCACCAAUCUGCGUGUCGUUGGCAUUUGCGAUGGUACAGGUGUGAUCGAGGACCCCCAAGGCCUCGACAUGGACGAGCUGCUGCGUCUUGUGGACGAGUCGCUGCCUCUGUCGAGCUUUGACGAGUCCAAAGUGUCGCCUAGCACUGGCGUGAAGCACGACAUUAGCACACCGAGUGGAAUCCGAGCUCGUAACUCGAUGCACAACCGUGUCAAGAGCGACCUGUUCAUCCCUGCUGGUGGCCGUCCGAACACCAUCAACGAGAACAACUGGCAGGAUUACCUGGACGCUGAUGGGAAGCCGUCGUCGAGCUUGAUCGUAGAAGGCGCCAACUUGUUCAUUACACCCGAAGCGCGUCAGCUGCUGUUCGAUCAUGCCGGUGUCGUCAUUGUCAAGGACAGUUCGGCCAACAAGUGCGGCGUCGUGUGCUCUUCGUAUGAGAUUGUCGCGAGCAUGUUGCUCGAGACCGACGAGUUUCUAGCCGUCAAGGACGAGCUGGUCGUGGAAGUUGUUGACAAGCUGCGUGCAUUGGCUCGCGUCGAGGCUCAGCUGCUGUUCCGUGAGUACAAGAAGGACCCGUCGUCGGCGCUUCCACCUGCGAGUGAGCGCAUUAGUCGCGCCAUCACGCGCGUGCACGAUGCCGUGCUGGCCUACUUUGACGACGUGUGUGACGAGGACCAGCAGAUUUUGUUCACGCUCAUCGACGAGCACCUGCCGCCAAAGCUGCGCGAGCUCGCGCUUCACCGCGUCCACGAGAACGUGCCGCUUGCGUACAUCCGCUCCAUCGUGGCUUCAAGUUUGGCCAGCAAGAUCGUGUACCGAGAGGGUCUCCAGUUCACUGAGGCCUUGCCAGAGGGGAACCUGGGCAACAUGGCGCUGCAAUACCUCAAGCAGGAGAAGAAGGUGCAGCGUCUCGUGCAAGAUGUGCGUGCGUCCCAACUGCCCAACAAGGAGGACAUUGCCGAUCUCAUUGCUCGCGGUGGCGUUCGUGCUGGCAUCGAUACGCCCAACUAA